UUUUAGGUGAAAUCCUCUUGUCAUGACCGAGCGGAACUAAUGUUCCUGCCUGUGUUUCCUGUCGGGUCAGGAACGUGGUUGCUCGCGGAAAACCUGUGCGAGAUGGCGGUUGACACCGUGUAGCACUCUUUUGUAUCCGCAGUGUUGGUUCUAUUUCUGCCUUAUUUUAUCCCUGCUUCUGGCACGAGUUAUGGAAGGAGGCAAACCGAGCCUGGCCCUGGUCUACCAGGCGGUCCAGGCCCUUUACCACGACCCUGACCCGGCCGGGAAGGAGCGAGCCUCGCUGUGGCUUGGAGAGCUCCAGAGAUCGAUGUAUGCAUGGGAGAUCUCAGAUCAGCUGCUGCAGCUCAAACAAGAUGUGGAGUCAUGUUAUUUUGCUGCUCAGACGAUGAAGAUGAAGAUCCAGACCUCCUUCUAUGAGCUUCCACCCGAGACCCACAAUGCCUUGAGAGACUCUCUGCUGACCCACAUCCAGAACCUCAAAGAUCUGUCCCCCGUCAUCGUCACUCAGCUGGCAUUGGCGAUCGCAGACCUGGCUCUUCAGAUGGCCUCCUGGAAAGGAUGUGUUCACACACUCAUAGAAAAGUACAACAAUGACAUCAGCUCGAUGCCCUUCCUCAUAGAGAUCCUCACUGUGCUGCCUGAGGAAGUUCACAGCCGAUCUCUACGAAUCGGAGCCAAUCGCAGAACAGAAAUCAUCGAAGAUCUGGCUUUUUACUCCAGCACUGUGGUCACUCUACUGACGUCGUGCGUGGAGAAGACCGGCACUGACGAGAAGAUGCUCAUUAAAGUGUUUCGGUGUCUGGGCAGCUGGUUCAACCUGGGAGUCCUCGACAGUAACUUCAUGGCCAGUAACCAGCUGCUCAUGGUCCUCUUCCAAGUGCUGCAGAGGGACGAAACCUCCACCAACCUCCACGAGGCGGCAUCGGACUGUGUCUGCUCGGCGCUCUACGCCAUAGAAAACGUGGAAACCAACAUGGCUUUAGCUCUGCAGCUCUUCCAAGGCGUCUUGACACUGGAGACUGCCUAUCACAUGGCUGUAGCCCGGGAAGACCUCGACAAGGUGCUGAACUACUGCAGGAUCUUCACUGAGCUCUGUGAAACGUUUUUAGAGACAACGGUCAGGAGUCCAGGGCGGGGCAUGGGAGACCUGAGGAUCCUGGAGCUGCUGCUGAUUUGUGCAGGACACCCGCAGUACGAGGUGGUAGAGAUUUCCUUUAACUUCUGGUACCGUCUUGGAGAACAUCUGUAUAAAAUCAACGAUGCAGACCUUCACACCAUCUUCAGACCAUACAUACAGAGACUUCUGCACUGUUUGGCCCGACACUGUCAGCUCGAUCCUGAUCACGAGGGAAUCCCAGAGGACACAGAUGAUUUCGGAGAGUUCAGGAUGAGAGUGUCUGACCUUGUUAAAGAUGUAAUUUUCCUUGUUGGCUCCAUGGAGUGUUUCUCUCAGUUGUAUUCUACGUUAAAAGACGGGAACCCUCCCUGGGAGGUGACAGAGGCCGUUCUCUUCAUCAUGGCUGCAAUCGCAAAAAGUGUCGAUCCAGAGAACAACCCGACUCUGUCUGAGGUGUUGCAGCAGGUGGUUUUACUCCCAGAAAGCGUCCACAUGGCAGUUCGGUAUACGAGCAUCGAGCUGGUCGGAGAGAUGAGUGAAGUUGUGGACAGAAAUCCAAGAUUCCUUGACCCAGUAUUGAGCUACCUGAUGAAAGGUCUGAGAGAGAAACCUCUGGCGUCAGCAACAGCGAAGGCGAUCCACAACAUCUGCUCAGCCUGCAGAGAUCAUAUGGCGCAACACUUCCAGGGUCUGCUGGACAUCGCUCGCUCCCUCGACUCGUUCGCCCUGUCCACCGAGGCCGCUGUGGGACUGCUCAAAGGUACAGCUCUGGUCCUGGCUCGUCUUCCUCUGGAGAAGAUCGCUGAGUGUCUCAGUGACCUCUGUGCUGUUCAGGUCAUGGCUCUGAAAAAGCUUCUGGCUGAAGAAUCUACAAAUGGUAAAUCGGCUGACCCCACCGUGUGGCUCGACAGACUGGCUGUCAUCUUCAGACACACAAACCCCAUUGUAGAGAACGGACAGACUCACCCCUGUCAGAAGGUCAUCCAAGAGAUCUGGCCGGUGCUGUCGGAGACUCUCAAUGCUCACCAGGCCGAUAACAGGAUUGUGGAACGAUGCUGUCGUUGUCUCAGGUUCGCUGUACGAUGUGUCGGGAAAGGCUCCGCCUCCCUGCUGCAGCCACUUGUCACUCAGAUGGUGAGUGUGUAUCAGAUGUAUCCACACUCUUGCUUCCUGUAUCUGGGCAGCAUCCUGGUGGACGAGUACGGCAUGGAGGGGGGCUGCAGGCAGGGACUGCUCGACAUGUUACAGGCUCUGUGUAUGCCAACCUUCCAGUUGUUGGAGCAGCCAAAUGGUUUAAGGAAUCACCCCGACACUGUGGACGACCUGUUCAGGCUGGCCACCAGGUUUGUCCAGAGGAGCCCCGUCACUUUACUCAGCAGCAGCAUCAUCGUUCACAUCAUCCAGUGUGCCAUUGCUGCCACUUCACUGGACCACCGAGACGCCAACUGCAGCGUCAUGAAGUUUGUCCGAGACCUCAUCCACACUGGAGUUGCCGACGACUAUGAGGAGGACUUCGAGGUGAGGAAGCAGCUGAUUGGUCAGGCCAUGGAGCAGCACGGUCAGCAGCUUGUCACUCAGCUGAUGCACUCGUGUUGUUUUUGUCUGCCGCCGUACACGCUGCCCGACGUCGCAGAGGUGCUGUGGGAGGUCAUGGUGUUUAACAGACCUACGUUCUGUCGCUGGUUAGAAAACGCUCUGAACGGGUUACCAAAGGAAACGUCAGGGGGAGCGGUGACAGUCACUCACAAACAGCUGACUGAAUUCCACAAACAGGUUACCAGCGCUGAAGAGUGUAAACAGGUGUGCUGGGCCAUCAGAGAGUUCACCAGACUGUUCCGAUAGCUGCAACCUUCACCCGACACCAGGUUAAAUGUUUUGUGGAACAACGUUCAGAGGUGACGGCAAAACGCUGCAACUGCAGACGAGAUGAAGAUGAUGAUGAUGGAGGGACUUUGAAUGUGAAACAGGAUGGGUCACUCUGAAGAGCUGACAGUGAACACUGACCGGAUAGAAGUGUCCUCCCCACCUGACCCCUGAGCUCACCUAAGGCUGGGCGGGAGGGGUUGGGUCCACCGGGUGUGCGGGGUCAGGACUGGGAGGAGUUCACUAAGUGAACUAAUGUGGAUUGGUUGUGUUGGAUCUGUGACCAAUGGAACGAUGUGCCUGCACAUUUUUUAAAGAUUUAUUUUUGAGACUUUGGUCAAGAUGUUUGUGCCCGUGCCAUAAAAAGAGCCAAAAGGUUUCCCAUGAUGCUCUUGGCUGAAUGGCUGCCUGCGGAGACACAAUGCUGGGGGAUUUGGCAUCACCUUUGACUUUUUAACUCUGGUUGCAUUUUAGUUGUUUUUCAACAACCUUGAAAGUGUGAACUCUGGGUGGAGAUGGAGGGACUGACAAUGUGACAUCGUCAGUGAUGUAGCCUUGUUGUAAACAAUAAACAACAACUGCUAAGAGCAAA
Messenger RNA from Monopterus albus (swamp eel), 3575 nucleotides. RefSeq names its product transportin 3 (gene tnpo3). Gene Ontology annotation, cellular component: cytoplasm. Gene Ontology annotation, biological process: protein import into nucleus. The coding region runs from base 191 to 2962 and encodes 923 amino acids. The record is from RefSeq and is a predicted model, not a curated record. Gene Ontology annotation, molecular function: small GTPase binding. The transcript has 23 exons. NCBI's taxonomy places the organism in Eukaryota, Metazoa, Chordata, Actinopteri, Synbranchiformes, Synbranchidae.